This is a messenger RNA of Alternaria viburni, 1779 nucleotides long. RefSeq lists its product as uncharacterized. The transcript is spliced from 5 exons. The coding region runs from base 1 to 1779 and encodes 592 amino acids. Lineage: Eukaryota; Fungi; Ascomycota; Dothideomycetes; Pleosporales; Pleosporaceae. Gene Ontology annotation, molecular function: nucleic acid binding. The record is from RefSeq and is a predicted model, not a curated record.
AUGGUCGAGAUGGCUGCACUUGAUCCAGGUCAAUCGCAGUGGCUCAUCGAAAAUGAAGGCCUUUCUCAACUUGGGUUUGCCAACGCUAAGAAUGAGGAGGUUCAGUUUCGUAAUGAUGUCCCACUGUCCUUGUAUCCGACGAUGCUACAGGUACCUUCCACAACAUUGUCCUACCCUGAAGUCCAGUACCAAUGGAAUACGUUUCGUCCUGAGAAAGACAAGAAGGCGAACGACAAACCUCCAUCCUUUACGCAGUCCGCUUGGAACCUGCAACCCUUCACAGCUUUCUACACCCCUAAAGUACAGACGUUGAAAUACUUUGUCAUUCAUUCAUUGGAUUCGACAGUCCCCGUGGCCGGUUUCGAGACGGAGUUGCAAGACCAAAUGCUCCGAAGAUGCAAUACGAAGGCCGAGGGGGUAGUCCGCUUGAAUGCCAGCGAAGCUGCAAGUGAACUUAAAGGCUCUUCCUUGGAACUAAGAAUGAAGCAAGCUAAAGAAUCCGAGGCUGAGCUGGCGGUUUUGUUGCUUCAGAAUUUCGACCGCAGCGCUUACUCGGAGUUCAAGAACCUGGCAGACCGCAAGUAUGGGCUACGCUCUCUCUGUUUAGCAAAGCCGGCGCUAUUCUCGAACUCCAAGUACAUGAGCAACGUUGCUCAGAAGAUAAACAUCAAGUUCGGUGGUGUAAACUCUUACGUGGCGAAGGUCAAAUCUUUCUUGGAGACAAAGACGCUCGUUCUGGGUGCAGAUCUAGUACAUCCCCCAGCUGGAGCACUCGAAGAUACACCCUCUAUUGCCUGUAUGGUUGGUUCUAUUGACAAUCACGGCGGCUGUUUCCCGGGAUCUGCCCGACUCCAAAGCAAGGACCGAGACGACCGAGAGAUAAUUGACGAAGAGAACAUUAUGUCAAUGGUCAAAGAGAGGAUCAAGGCCUGGCGGGUUGACAAGGGGGGUCUUUUCCCUCUGAACAUCAUCUAUUAUCGCGACGGAGUGUCCGAAGGACACUACCAGAAGGUAGUGAGCGUCGAGCUGAGAGCUAUCCGCCGAGCAUGGAGAGAAGCACAAGCCGCUACCAACACCAUCUUACUGGGCGGUGUCAAGGAUGUAAGGCUUACGGCUUUGGUGGGUGUGAAACGCCACCAUACCCGCUUCUACCCGAUGGCAGACAAGGAUGCGGACACUGAAUGGGGAAACAAUAAUUGCCUUCCUGGCACCUAUGUGGACCGAGUCGUCACCUCGCCAUACUAUCGAGACUUCUAUCUUCAGUCUCACAGCGGUGUCAAGGGUACAGCGAGACCAACUCAUUACUUUAUGCUCGCGGACGGAAAGAUUCCUAAUUGCACCACCAUCGACGAUCUUCGGAUGCUGACUCAUAGUCUCUGCUACACUUACUGCCGAGCCACGGGUGGUAUCUCUUACGCAGCCCCAACCUACUAUGCCGACCGCUUGUGCGACCGAGCACGUCUCUACCUCCCCGAGUCUUGGACCGCCAACAACGUGGGGCUUCAGGCCAGCAUCGAUACUGCAAGGACCAACCACUCGACUGCACGUCAGAACAAUCGUGAUCUGCUAUACCGUCAAGGACAGCAGUUCGACUCGACAGUGCAUAUUGCGAAGUCCAACGCGGAGCUUGCGGAUGAAGGACAAGACGAGGACAGCCUUCGCGCCUUCACCAAGGACUUCGUCAUGCAACACGCCAAGAACGAGUUCUACGAGUACAAGACUGACCAAACGGGAAACCCUUGGCACGAGUCUCUCGACAGGAUCAUGUUUUGGAUGUGA